Molecule: messenger RNA, 3192 nt
Organism: Puccinia graminis f. sp. tritici CRL 75-36-700-3
Lineage: Eukaryota; Fungi; Basidiomycota; Pucciniomycetes; Pucciniales; Pucciniaceae
Exons: 10
Coding region: 1-3192 (1063 amino acids)
Biological process (GO): transmembrane transport; chloride transport
Cellular component (GO): membrane; Golgi apparatus; early endosome
Molecular function (GO): voltage-gated chloride channel activity
Source: RefSeq, a predicted model, not a curated record
AUGUCGUCCCCACAGGAAAAUGACUAUCAGUCCAAUCAAUACGGUUCAUUCUCCGACUCACCCCGCCCAUCAGCUCGUCCACGCAAUCAUCGUUACAACUCAUCCAAUGUCUCCUUUCUCGAGAUCCCUUCCUCCCUAGGAUCGGAUAAACUCAAGAACCGACAGCCUGACGAACACUCGAGCCUAAUCCAAUCAUCAUCAGGUGACUCGCGUUCAAUCUCCAAGAAUGGAUCCUUAUUACCAUGUUCGUACUACACUGCCGCCGAUCAGGAGCUCGAGCCGGGCUCGGCAGAUGACUUAAACCGACAUCUCAAUGCCUCCCCCGCCAACCAUCGUCUCUCCCAGGGCCGCUUGAUGGGCUCGCUCAAGAUGACUGACUGGAUGUCCACUCACUCGCCCUCGGUUCCAUCGACCCCUCAUGCGGGCCACUCCCGAAGGCCAUCCUACCUAUCGGGCAACUCGCUCGUCACCGAGACCGAACGUCGCUCCAAGGCUCGCCGCUGGAAGAAGAACUACGACGACGAAUUCCAGGAGGAACUCGUCCGACAGUCCGGCAAUGGGAUCCGGGUCUGGUACGAAUCCUACUGUACAAUCGACUGGCUUCACGAAUUGAUCAAGGAAUCAAUCCGGCGUAAAAAACUUGCUCAGCUCCCCGGCUGGUUAGGUACCUUCUCCAGGACUUGGGACAAGAGUCAGGCCUGGGUCUUGGUCACCCUCGUUGGAAUAUGUACCGCUUUCGUCGCCGACCAGAUCGUAUCUACGGAGAUGUGGCUAUUCGAACUCAAAGAAGGUUACUGCGCUAAUGGAUGGCGAACACCGAAGAGAUUUUGUUGCGACUCUCCUGCUUCGUACACCAGGUCAAGCACUCUCGGCUCCAUUGGCCAAUUCAUCUCUUCUGUUUUUGAUCGGUCCAACCUCUUCCCGUUCCUCAACCCACCUUCACCCCAGUCCCCUCACUCGACGGUGGCUCACCCGUUUGAUUUCAACGCGACCCGCCGUGAUUAUCGCUCACCGGCUUUUUCAUCUAAAUCUUUUAUUUCUCAAUGGUCAUUCAAACACCCUUCGUCACUAGACUCUCCCAGCGAAUCUUGUCCAGAUUGGCAUCCUUGGACCGAUCUGUUGUCGCCCCACCAACCUCAAUCAAUAUGGAUCGAAUAUCUCGUUUACAUCUUUUUCUCUCUAUCUUUUGCCGGACUUUCAUCCCUCUUGACCGUGUAUCUUUCCAGAUCAACUCAGAUCCACACCUCCACUUACGCUCAGUCUGAUCACAAUGAUUCAUCCUCAACAAUUCACAACAAUCUGGACGACCCAAGCCCUGUCCCCGAUGCUUCUUGCUCAUCUUACUUCGAUACACUUCCCACCAAUCGGAAGUCUUCGCGUAAUCAACCCUCAUCUACCAAAGUCCCGCCAAAGAUUUCUUAUUUUGCAGCUGGUUCCGGAAUUCCUGAAGUGAAAUGUAUUCUAAGUGGAUUUGUCAUUCGAGGUUAUCUUGGAUUAUCGACCAUGUUAACAAAAGCGGUGGGUCUGGCUCUCUCAGUUGGAUCUGGAUUGACGCUUGGUAAAGAGGGUCCAUUGGUGCACAUUGCGUGUUGCAUCGGCAACAUCUUCACGAGAUUGUUCCCAAAAUUCGAUCGCAAUGAAGGGAAGAGGAGGGAAAUGCUCAGUGCUGCCUGUGCUGCAGGUGUUGCGGUUGCGUUUGGGGCUCCAAUUGGUGGGGUCUUGUUUAGCUUGGAAGAGGUUUCUUACUUUUUCCCCCCUAGGGUCAUGUGGAGAAGUUGUUGGUGCGCUAUUGUUGGGGCAGCUACUCUUCGGGUACUAGACCCUUUCAAGACUGGUAAAACGGUCCUCUUCGAAGUGACAUACGAUCAGCAGUGGCAUUUUAUAGAACUCAGUGGAUUCAUCUUGUUGGGCUUGGUCUCUGGAGUUUUGGGGGCUUGGCUUUCAAAGCUCAAUGUGUGGUGGACGAAGACAUUCAGGAAACUUCCUUGCAUCGACCGACAUCCGGUCUUAGAAGUUUUACUCGUGGCAUUUGUCACCUGUCUACUGGCUUUCUCGAACCGUUUCAUGAAAUUAGCCGGGACCGAACUUGUGUAUGAGAUGCUAGCGGAGUGUCCAAUAAUCGACCCAUCAGACCCAACAGGCAGUUCAAUUUCCGGGGCGUGCAUUAGCGAUCCCAAAGAUACCGCACAGCUAAUCCUCAACAUUGGCAUAGCUGUUGUCCUCAAGUUUUUGAUCACGGUUGUCACCUUCGGGAUCAAAUGUCCUGCCGGACUGUUUGUACCCUCGCUCUGUAUUGGUGCAAUGAUGGGUAGGAUACUGGGUUACUUGGUCGAGUAUGCUUAUCAUUCACAUCCUGAACUCUCAGUCUUCCAAAUCUCUUGCAUCAUACCCGGGGUUUGGGCUAUGGUUGGCGCGGCUGCAAUGUUGGCUGGUGUGACCCGAACUACCUUAUCCUUGGCCGUCAUAAUGGUAGAACUUACCGGAUCCUUGGUCUAUAUACUUCCUAUAUCGAUGAGUGUACUUGUGGCGAAGACUCUGGCAGACACCAUUGAACAUAGAUCUAUAUAUGACCUUUGCAUGAAUCUAUCUGAGCUUCCUUAUCUUGAUGCGAAGUCGGAAUACUUACAUUACGCGAAACCUGAAGACAUCAUGGAUCGUAAUGCGGAAGUGAUCAUAUUGAAUGGAGAGUUAAGAGCUUCAGAUCUGAGGCAAAGCAUCAAGAAUAUGUUGGAAGCACCGCAGCUUGGGAGUGGCUUUCCACUGCUCGAGACAUCAGAGAACGGGGACACGCGGAUCUCGGGUUAUGUAGGUCUGGUGGAACUUGAGCAUUGUCUGUCGACGAUCCAAGGCGACCCGAUUUGCACCUUCGACGGGGCAGACCCUGAUGUCGCUCCCAACGGCGGCCUGUCACCCAACUACGAGCUCCCCGUCGAUUUCGGCUACCUCGUCGAUCAUGCCCCAGUCACGGUGUCGGUCCAGACUCCAAUGGAACUCAUCCACGAGAUUUUUGUACGCUUAGGCGUCCGUUAUCUCGUCGUCCAGAAUCACAAUGGGCUAUAUCUUGGGAUCAUUGAAAAGAACCGUCAUCACACCACCAUCCCCACUCCAAAUGGAAAGGAAGAUGCUCACUUCGAGGCAUUGAUCAUGGGCAGCAAUUCUUGUUUAAGUCUAUCGUCCUUAUUGUUCACCUAG